Molecule: messenger RNA, 1873 nt
Organism: Manis pentadactyla (Chinese pangolin)
Lineage: Eukaryota; Metazoa; Chordata; Mammalia; Pholidota; Manidae
Exons: 2
Coding region: 1099-1731 (210 amino acids)
Source: RefSeq, a predicted model, not a curated record
AUUUUUCUUAUUGGAAAGGGAAAUCCCAGAUGAAUUAAAGAUUAGGAUGGACCUUGGGAAGUCUCAUGCUGAGUGAAGGGGGCCAGCCCCAAAGGCCACUGUCUUGUGAGUCCCCUUCCGUGGCCCGCCCAGAACGGGAUGAUCUGCAGUGGUGGAAAGUGGAUUCCUGGCCUCCAGGGCCUGGGGUGGGAUUGGUGGGCACGGGGGGUCCUUUGAGGGGUCAGGAAUGUUCUAGAACAGGAAUAUGGUGAAGGUUGCCACAGCCCUUCAAAUGCACUAUUAACAUUUACUUGUACAUUUAGGAGGGAUGAAUAUUACGGGAUGUAAGGGACACCCGCCAACUUGUUAAAAUAAUCAGAGGUGAUCUGGAAGUGGUCUGUCCCUCAGCUGAGGCAAAGCAGGAGAAUGUAACCAUGGUCCCAAGGGAUGGGGCCGGAGCGGAGCUGCAGGGCAGGGUGUGUGGGAGUCCCAGCCCAGGCACCCGACCGUGAACACCCUCUCCUCCCUAUGACGAAGCAGACAAAGCAGACGGACCCCGAGGUCUGUGAGGAGACAGCUCUGGCCUUUAGCUGAUGAAGGUGGGGGGCGUUGGGCUGGCCCUUGGAGGUCGCAGGUUCUGCCUGGCCCUGCUGCCUGGCGGCCGGUGCUGGGGGCUCCCGGCCCGCUGCUGGGCCCGCAAAAACCUGCGUGCACACGGGGCUCGGUUUCCCGCAGGCACAAAGCGCUGCGUAGUUGCGGGGCUCAAGGUGAGCUGCUGCGGCUCUGAAGACCCAGCAGAGCCCGACGGAGGGGAAGGAGCGCCUGCGGCCUGCAGCAGGAGCGGGGGUGCCCGGCGGAGCGCGCGCCGCUCUGCUCCAGGCACUGGCUGCUGCUUCCCUUGGCUCUCCACGCAAAUAAGCUGAAAACCCAGCACGAUCUGAUUGGCCCGCGGAUUAUGCAAAGAAGGCAAAAACUCAGCACCCUCUGAUUGGUAUAAAAAGAGCAGGGCCUGGCCCAAACCCUCAGUCCUUGGCAACGGGGAGGGGCCCUCCCGGCAGCUCCAGCGGGGGCAGUGGGGGGCUCCUGCAAGAAGCCGCCUCUGAGGUCGCCCCUCCGCCUAUGCUUCGUGACAGCGCAUCGGGCUCCGCUCCCAGCUCCCCGUCAACCUUCUCCUGCCUGACCGGGUCCGUUUCAGGGACGCAUCCUGUGCUUCGGCAGAGGCUCGGCCCUUGCAGCUGGGACCCGGCCGCGGUGCACCCUGGGGCUGUGGCCUGCGAGGAGCCACUCAUCUCGCCGCUCCUGACCCCGCGCUGCCCAGAGCUGCCGCCCUUGACGCCCACGCCCGUCACCACCACGCCUCCCCUCCUGCCGCGCCACCCUCCGGACCGCCGUCCAGGCUUCCGUGAUCACGUGGGGGACCUGGAGGCUCCUGCCGUGGUUCUCAGCCGCCUCUGCUCCUGUUCUCACGUCUCCGGCUCAUCUCAGAGCCACCAGAGGGCUGGGGUGGCCCUUGGCUCAGUCAGACUCCCCAUGGAGCUGGGAGGGCGUAACAGCUCCGGACUGCACAGCAGCCCCAGGACACCAGGAAACGUCCAUCUGCCCGGAGGGGCACCCUGGGGGCAGCUAAAGGAGCAGAUGCGAAGGGCAGAAACAGAAGCCUGGGCAGCCCAGAUGGACCCGGUCUGUCAUCCCGGUCUGAAUCCCUGGGGAUUUGUUGGUGGGUGGGGUGGGGUGGGAGGGUUGAGACUGUAAGCAUAGCAAUUUACAUUUUUUUGUCUUAAAAGUGUAAACAUUACAAUGCAAAUAUAUUGCCUUCUGUUUAAUACAAAUCACAUUAUUUGAUCCUGAUUAUGCAAAAAUCAGAAAACGGUGAAAAUCCCAAAGUAGGAGUUAA